This is a messenger RNA of Cloeon dipterum, 1104 nucleotides long. RefSeq lists its product as uncharacterized. The transcript has 4 exons. NCBI's taxonomy places the organism in Eukaryota, Metazoa, Arthropoda, Insecta, Ephemeroptera, Baetidae. The coding region runs from base 41 to 910 and encodes 289 amino acids. Gene Ontology annotation, molecular function: acyltransferase activity, transferring groups other than amino-acyl groups. The record is from RefSeq and is a predicted model, not a curated record.
UGUCUCAAGCGCGAUUAUAGAUUCAAUAAACACCUGCAAAAUGGAAGACGACGGGGAUGUGCUUGCACAGCUAAAUUCUCAAAAUGUAAACCAACUGUUGCGAAUGCUGGAAAAUUAUCUGCCGCAAAGUAUAGUUAUACAAAACUGGAUUCGCAAACACCAAGAAUGGGAGUCAAAAGUCCCAGAAAUGGAGUUUAAAGUUCUGUCGCCGAGAGCUAAGGUGUCAAGUGGCUGUGUGGCGAUUUGUAUUUGCAGCGGUGUGGCCGCAAAACAAUACGGAGUUGUUUUUGCAACCGAGGAGAACAGUGACCUCCUAAAGCAGUGUUUAUCAGAAACAAAGCUCAUUCAUUGGGAGGAAUUCACGCACUUUACUGGGGUGCUAGAGUGCCACGCCACUAUUAUGUCUGCCGUGCUUGGAUCUAAAGGUUUCAAGAAUACUGACGCUCAAAUAAGCCAGAGCUUCUUGCUACAAAUUCCCAUUGAGAGAGCUCUCAAGCAGAAACCAAAAAUGCUACCUGAUGGAUUCGUCAUUGGUUCAGUCGACCUGUCUCAUUUCCCAGAGGCAAUAAAUAUUUGGGAUGGCUACCGCAGAACCACAAUGAAAAUGUUUGAACUGAAUAUAUCAACGGGAGUGUUUAGAGUGCACGAGGAUGGGCGCAAAGAGCUGGUUGCUAUGUCUGUUCAGGCCGAGUAUGGCGGAGUCUCGAUCUUGCAAACAGCACCACAUUUUCAACAACAAGGUUUUGGCACAAGCGUUCUAACAGACAUAACUAGUAAAAUGGCCAAACAAGGAAUUCAUCCUCACGGCCAUGUUCUAAAAGACAAUUUCCAAUCUCUUGGCCUGUUUAAAAAAUGCGGAUAUGAUAUUGUUGGAAAAUCUUUUUGGAUAUUUAUUGAAAAAAAUGAUUGAAUUCCUCUACUAUUAUACAUUAUACACAAUAUAAGAAAAAAAUCUACUCAAGUUCGCUUGUGGCCUCGUUGUCAGUGUGUUCUGUAUCUUCUGGCUGCUGAGACGCUUUAGGAUUCUAAAAUAAUAAAAUCACGCUUUCUAGAAAAACAGCAGAUAAAUAAAUGGACAAAUCGCACCUCAUCAGAUUUAUUUUC